AGGAAUCUCUCCAACAUGGACACUUUUUUCCGCCGUCACUUUAAGAGGAAGGACGCCGCUCUGCAGGCGGGUGCCGAGGCGCCACCCGGCCACCAGCGGCGUCCCAGCGUCGCCGUGCCGACCAGCAAAGCCCGCCGCCGGUCCAAUGCCGGGCUGCCGUCCUGCACGCUGGCUCAGCGGCGCCGCUCCAGCGUGCAGCUGCAGGGGGCGCCACAGGGCGCAGGCGGUGGGCGUCUGGCGAAGAGCGCUGGGCGCAGCAGGUGGGCGGGGCACGUACGGCGGCGCUCAAGCACCACAACGCCAAGCCUCAACCCCCGGUUCGCCGUGCGCCGCAGGAAAGUUGGGAAGCUACGCACAAUCGACACGCACCUGCUGGGCCCGUCCAUGCUGCUCGCCAGUUUGAUCCAGAUGGCCGAGGAAGACGAGGAGGAAGACGAGGAGGAAGAUGAGGAGGAAGAGGAAGACCCGACCGGGAUGCAGCAGGUGGAGGUGAGGGGCGGGGCCAACAGCCGCAGGAUGUUUUCCCGCUCCAGCAGCCUCCACUCAGACGCCGAUGCCGACAGCAGCGGUGACUCGGAGCGAUCGGACGCCGGCCGGCUGUCCGAGGCUGAGGACGACGCCGAUGACAUCACAUCCGAUCAGCGGGCCCUCACCCCACCGUGUUCCUCCUCUGGCGCCCUGGAAGUGAUGCGAGGAGCCGUGCAGCCUCCGCCUCAGCAGGCGCCGCGGUCCCUCAUUCGAACGCCACGCUGCCUGCGUAGGAACUCGUCCCAGGUGCUGGUCGGGGAUUCGGCGCCCUACGGACGGGGUCGCGCCUCCGGCCAGCGGAAGAGGCGGAGGAUCUCGACCAUCUCCAAGGCUGGCAGCCCGUGGCCGGGGAGAGGCCCCCCGCUGCCCAACCGCAAGAGCUCCGCCUACUUCCUGCAGCAGCCUGCGCUCUGCGGCGCACUCGGCCCGCUGGGUCCCCUGGGCGCCCGCGGCUACGACUCCCAGCUGGAGAGCUGGAGCAGCUUCCUGCUGAAAGCCAUGGCCAAGUCGGGCCUGCAGCCGGGCGCGGCGCUGGCCAACGCGGCCGCUCUGCCCAACGCGGCCGCGGCCGGACCGAGCGACACGGCGCUGGAGCUCAGCAGCACCGUGGACUGGAGCGACAACGCCGUGUUCGGGGACCACGUGUGGUUUGAGACCAGCGGCUCCGGAGACUUCUGUUACGUUGGAGAGCAGUACUGCAUCGCCAAGUCCCUGCAAAAGUCCGUGGCGAGGAAGAAAUGUGCUGGGUGUAAGAUCUCGGUCCACAUGAUGUGCAUGGAGCAGCUAGAGAAGAUCAACUUCAGGUGCAAGCCGUCUUUCAGAGAACCGGGAUCUCGAGCCGUUAGAGAGUCCAACGUUGUGCGUCACCACUGGGUGCACCGGAGGCGUCAGACGGGGAAGUGUCGGCAGUGUGGGAAGGGAUUUCAACAGAAGUUCUCAUUCCACAGCAAAGAGAUCGUUGCCAUCAGCUGCUCGUGGUGCAAACAGGCGUACCACAACAAGGUGACGUGCUUCAUGCUGCAGCAGAUAGAGGAGUGCUGCUCUCUGGGAGCUCACGCUGCCGUCAUCAUCCCCCCUACCUGGAUCCUCCGGGUCCGCAGAGCACAGACGUCUCUGAAGUCCAGUAAGAAGAAGAAAAGGACGUCGCUGAAAUGCAACAAGUCAAGCAAGAAAGGAUCAGAGGUCCAAGAUGGCCGCUGGAAGCCCUUCCUGGUGAAGCCCCUCCCCUCUCAGCUCAUGAAGCCGCUGCUGGUGUUCGUGAACCCGAAGAGCGGAGGAAACCAGGGAGCCAAGAUCAUCCAGUCCUUCAUGUGGUACCUGAACCCCCGGCAGGUGUUUGACCUGACGAAGGGCGGACCCAGAGAGGGGUUGGAGCUGUACGCCAAAGUGCCCAACCUGAGGAUCCUGGCCUGCGGGGGGGACGGGACAGUGGGCUGGAUCUUGUCUGUAUUGGAUGAGUUGAAGAUAAACCCCGCCCCUCCGGUAGGAAUCCUCCCUCUGGGGACCGGCAACGACCUGGCCCGGACUCUCAACUGGGGAGGGGGUUACACAGACGAGCCGAUAACCAAGAUCCUCUCGCACGUGGAGGACGGAAACAUCAUGCAGCUGGACCGCUGGAACCUGGACGUGGAGGCCAAUCCCGAGGCCCGGCCGGAGGACCGGGACGAACAUCAGACAGACAAGCUUCCUAUCGAUGUCUUCAACAACUACUUCAGUCUGGGCUUCGACGCUCACGUCACGCUGGGCUUCCAUGAAUCCAGAGAGGCCAACCCCGAGAAGUUCAACAGCCGCUUCAGGAAUAAGAUGUUCUAUGCAGGGACGGCCUUCUCAGACUUCCUGAGCCGGAGUUCCAAAGACCUGGCCAAGCACAUCCGAGUGGUGUGUGACGGCACCGACCUGACAGCCAAAGUCCAGGAUCUGAAGUUACAGUGUCUGCUCUUCCUCAACAUCCCCAGGUACUGUGCCGGCACCGUACCCUGGGGUCACCCCGGAGAACAUCAGGACUUUGAACCCCAGCGUCAUGACGACGGCUGUAUCGAGGUCAUCGGGUUCACCAUGACGUCUCUGGCCACGCUGCAGGUGGGCGGCCACGGCGAGCGCCUCCAUCAGUGUAAGGAAGUGAUCCUCACCACGUUCAAGUCCAUCCCCAUGCAGGUGGACGGGGAGCCGUGCCGGCUGGCGCCGUCCGUCAUCCACAUCACGCUCAGGAACCAGGCCAACAUGGUGCAGAAGGCCAAGAGGAGGGUCUCCAUGCCCCACCUCAACGAUCAGCAGCUGGUUCCUGAGCAGCUGCAGAUCCGAGUGAACAGGAUCAGCAUGGCAGCGUACGAGGCUCUGCACUACGACAAGGACCAGCUGAAGGAGGCCUCGACUCCUCUGGGAGUGAUCACCGUCCCUGGAGACAGCGACCUGGAGACCUGCCGCCUGCUGAUCGAGCGUCUCCACGACAACCUGGACCAGGACGGAGACGCGAUGAAGGACGACAGUCUGUCCUCGCACAAGUUGUCCAUGAAGUGGUGUUUCCUCGACUGUACGACCGCAGAUCGCUUCUACAGGAUCGACCGUGCUCAGGAGCACCUGAACUACGUGACCGAGAUCUCUCAGGAGGAGCUGUACAUCCUGGACCCGGAGCUGGUUGCCAGGGAGACGGUGGGCACGUCACCGGGCAUGCCGGACCUGGUGGACUCCGAGGAGCACCAGGACCAGCACCAGAACCAGAACCAGAACCAGAGAGUUUAAU
Molecule: messenger RNA, 3268 nt
Organism: Sander lucioperca (pikeperch)
Lineage: Eukaryota; Metazoa; Chordata; Actinopteri; Perciformes; Percidae
Product: diacylglycerol kinase zeta-like
Exons: 26
Coding region: 16-3267 (1083 amino acids)
Biological process (GO): lipid phosphorylation; diacylglycerol metabolic process; intracellular signal transduction
Cellular component (GO): nucleus
Molecular function (GO): ATP-dependent diacylglycerol kinase activity
Source: RefSeq, a predicted model, not a curated record